AUGGCUGUCCGAGACGUCGCGUCCUUGAACCGUAUGAUCACAGGCUUCAUCAGGGACGGCCUUGCUGAUCGGGCCCGUGCUGUCUACAGGUGGAUGGUCGCUUCAGGCAUCAGGGAGACCCCUCAUACCUUCUCUACAAUCCUGGGAGUGUGCAGCACUUACGAGGCACUGCAACUCCAUGGCCGGGUGCUGGCCCUAGGCUUGUGUUGCAAUCCAUUUGUUGGAUCUGCGCUUGUUAAUCACUAUAUGCAUGUCGAAUCACCACAUGCUGCCCUCUCAUUGUUCCGGGAACUGCCGCUGCAGAACACAGCCAUGUGCAAUGUGGUACUGCGUGGCUUGGGCAACCUGAAGCUGACUGAAGAACUUAUCUGCUGCUUUCUUGAUAUGAGACGGCAGUAUUUGGAGCUGAAUGGCUUAUCCUAUUGUUAUGCCAUGAAAGGGUGCUAUCAAAAUGGUGAAUGGCUAGAACAAGGCAGGCAACUCCAUGGAGUUGUUCUCAAGGCUGGGUGGAUUCCAUCCAACAUUUUCCUGUCAAAUUCUCUUGUAGAUCUUUACUCUGCAAUUGGAGAUUCAGUGGACACAGUGAAGGCACUGAAUGAUAUCCUGUCUGAGGAUGUCAUCUCAUGGAACUCCAUUUUAUCAAUGUACGCUGACAGAGGACAUAUGAAGGAAGCAGUUUAUUACUUGAAACAGAUGCUUUGGCAUGGCAAGAUGCCUUCAGUUCGCUCAUUUGUUUCGCUCCUUGCUUUGUCUGGCAAAACGGGGGACUGGCAACUCGGAGUUCAGAUACAUGGCAUUGUUCAUAAGCUUGGAUUCAGUUGUAGUAGUGUGCAUGUUCAGACUACGCUCAUUGAUAUGUAUGGGAAGUGUUGCUGUUUUGAUCAUUCAUUAGCAAUAUUCAAUGAAAUUCCAAGUAUUGCACUGGAGUGCUGCAAUUCGCUGAUCACAUCAUCGCUUGGCUGCAACAUGUUUGAUGCUGCUUUAGAGAUAUUGCAUUGUAUGAUUGUAGAGGGAGUGACACCUGAUGAUGUGACUUUCUCUGCAACUAUGAAAGCCAUAUCUUUGUCAGCUUCACCAAGUUUAACCAGUUGUCAAAUGCUACAUUCUUGUCUUGUUAAAUUGGGAUUUGAAAUGGACAUGGCUGUGUGCUCCUCCUUGAUCACUGCUUAUGCCUGCGCUGGUCAACUGAGCAGUUCACACUUGAUAUUUGAAGGAUUGUUGGAUCCAAAUGUGAUAUGCUUCACUGCUAUAAUAUCUGCCUGUGCUCGAUAUGGAGAUGGAGCACGAGCAAUGGAGCUAUUCGAUCAGAUGGUUUCUAGUGGCCUGAAGCCUGACAAUGUUACCUUUCUGUGUGCAAUUGCAGGAUGUGAUCAGGCAGGAAUGUUUGAAGAAGGACGGCUGGUGAUUGAACUCAUGAGAGCUAGCCGUGAGCUGGAUCCUGAUGAAAGACAUUUUGCUUGUAUGGUCAACCUUCUCAGUCGAGAUGGUUUUGUGAAGGAAGCAAUGGAAAUGAUGGAACAGUCCCCAUUGAGACACUACACCAAGGCAUGGAGCUCACUUCUUCAGAGCUGCAAAGCACAUGGUGAAAAUGUGCUGGGAAAGAGAGCUGCCAACAUGCUGAUAGAUGUAGGGAGAAAAGAUCCAGCCACCACUUUGCAGGUAUCAAAUUUUUUCAAUGAUAUUGGGGACAGAGAAACUGCUUUAAGGAUUAAAGAGAUGACAAAUGUGAAGGAAGUGAAGAAGAGCGGUCACAGCUUAAUUGAGAUUCCAGAACGGACAGAGCCGUGGAUUAGGAAUCCUCUCCUCUUCCCCACUCCCACUUCAGCCCACCACCACUUCCACUUCCCCUUCCCCUUCCUUUUCCCUACUCUUCUCCCUUGCAUCUCGAGCUGGUGGCUGGCUACUCCGCUCCUCUCCCCGCUCCUCCCCUUCGUGAUCUCCUCACUGCCGGAGUUUUCUCUCUUCUCCGCCUCGCUGCAAGGGAGAGCUGAAAUUAUCUCGCGGGGAAGACCAGGGCAGGGGAAAGGUUCAGGAGGGGAUUAG
Molecule: messenger RNA, 2043 nt
Organism: Oryza sativa Japonica Group (Japanese rice)
Lineage: Eukaryota; Viridiplantae; Streptophyta; Magnoliopsida; Poales; Poaceae
Source: RefSeq, a predicted model, not a curated record